Boeremia exigua is the source of this 1831-nucleotide messenger RNA. RefSeq names its product autophagy-related protein 22-like protein. The transcript has a single exon. The record is from RefSeq and is a predicted model, not a curated record. The coding region runs from base 139 to 1710 and encodes 523 amino acids. NCBI's taxonomy places the organism in Eukaryota, Fungi, Ascomycota, Dothideomycetes, Pleosporales, Didymellaceae.
GCGACUUCUUGCGCGAUAUUUCACGUCCUAUCAUCGCACUCGAAUCAUGACAGAUCCACUAGGGGAUAAGCGGAGGCGAAAGUUUCUUUAAUUUGGGCCGGCCGCUCGCUUUCCGCCUGUCGUCGAUUCCCUCGCAUUAUGGCAGCCAACGACCCCGGCCUUGCGGCACUGAGCGCGCCCGCCGAAGACCCUGUGAAGGGCGCCGUGGAAGUUCCCAUCGACACCGAGAUUCCUGUCGCGCCGGACCAGUUCGAUCCUAAGUUCGAAACAACGCGGAAAGAGAUCUGGGCGUACUACGCGUACUACGUCGGCGACAAUGGACUCACGCUGUUCAACUUCGGGCCCACGGCGUUCCAGAACUUGAUGUACCAGGCCGCUGGGGAUUCUGAGGUCCUCAACUUCAUGGGCAGAGACAGGUCCAUCAACAGUAUCGUGCUCCUCUGCAAUGGCAUCAGUUUCGCUAUCCAAAUCGUGGUUUUUCUCGUCCUGGGCUCCUUCGCGGAUUUUGGCACGUGGCGACCCAACAUCUUGAUCGUGCUCUCCGUGAUUGCCUGUGGUAUUGGCUUCGGCUGGCUGGGGGUGCACACAGAGGAAGACUGGCACAUCGGCGUGGGACUGUACAUUGUGGGUUUGAUUGCCUAUCAAACGACCAUCACCUUCUGGACCGCGGCUUUUCCAGGACUCGCGCGGAACACCAAAGAUCUCCGGAUUAAGGCCGAGGAAUUUGCUGACGGACGGAUCACUCGCGCGGAAUACGACUUUGCUGACAUGAUGAAGAGGAACGAGCUGUCCAACACCGCCUUCUACGUGCAGUCGGUCUGCGAGAUCGGCAUCCUGGCUGUGAUUGUGGGCAUCAUGUUCGGUCUGCGUGUCAACGACAGCGAGGAAAACAACAACUGGGGCCUGUCCGUUCUUAUCGCCUUCGCCACCGGCGUAUGGAUCCUCUGUGCCGUCCCGUGGUUCGUCCUGGAAAAGCGACGCCCUGGCCAGGACCCGGGACGGACCAACAUCAUCGUGGCCGGUUUCAAGCAGCUGGGGUACGCGAUGAGCCAGAUCUGGCAGCUGCGUCAGAGUCUGGCAUAUCUUGUUGGCUACUUCCUGCUCGGCGACAGCCUCAACACUACUGUAACAGUCAUCGGCACGCUGCAGAACGAGAUUGUGGCCUACAACAGCUUGCAGCUCACGUAUCUCCUCAUCGUCGGCAUCGCUGCGCAGGCUGUCGGUAUUGGCGCGUUCUGGCAGAUUCAGAAGCGCUAUGGCUUGUCCACGAAGACGAUGUUCAUGGUGGUCGCUGUCUGCAUCGUGUUGCUUGACGGGUGGGGCAUGAUUGGCAUCUGGACACAGUCAUUUGGAUUCCACAAGACGUGGGAGGUAUGGAUGUACCAGGCGUUCUACGGUCUGCUCGUUUGCCCGUGGUACAGCUACUCGCAGACCAUGAUCAGUGAAGUCACGCCACGUGGCAAGGAGUUUCUGUUCUUCAGCCUGUUUUCGAUCGUUGGCAAGACCAGCGCAUUCAUCGGCCCCCUGGUCAGCAGUGCUAUCAUUGAUGACACUGGCAACAACAGCAGCCCAUUUUACUUCCUUUUUGCGCUGAGUUUGGUUAGCUGCGCGUGGCUCUUUUACUUUGUUGAUGUCGCGAAGAGCAGGGUUGAGCAGCAGGACUUCCUGGAGAAGGAGAAGAGCGGUCGAUCAGAAGUGGUCAGAGUUUAGUCAUUGAUUAACACACGAAUAUCGAUUAUAAAGUCAGGUGUGAGGAAAGCGGCUCCUUGAAAGACUCCUGGUCUGGCCCCUCACUUGCAACACUUGUAUCCUCCUCCGAAGUUUCGCCCCC